AUGGCGCGGGGGCCGCGGGCGCUCCUGCUCGUGCUGGCGGCGCUGGCUCGACCUGGCUCCGGCUCCUGGGAGGCGGGCGGCGGGGGAUGGCGGCUGGGCGGGCCGGCGGCGGCGGCCGUGGCGGAAGAGGAGCGCUGCACCGUGGAGCGUCGGGCGGACCUCACCUACGCCGAGUUCAUGCAGCAGUACGCCUUCCUCAGGCCGGUCAUCCUGCAGGGGCUCACGGACAACUCGAGGUUCCGGGCCCUGUGUUCCCGAGAAAGGCUGCUGGCUUCUUUUGGGGACAAUGUAGUGAGGCUGAGCACUGCCAACACCUACUCCUACCGGAAAGUGGAUCUGCCCUUCCAGGAAUACGUUGAGCAGUUGCUACACCCUCAGGAUCCUGCCUCCCUGGGGAACGACACCUUGUACUUCUUUGGGGACAACAACUUCACUGAGUGGGCAUCGCUCUUUCGGCACUAUUCACCACCCCCGUUUCGUCUUCUGGGAACCACCCCUGCCUAUAGCUUUGGAAUCGCGGGAGCUGGCUCUGGGGUGCCCUUCCACUGGCAUGGGCCGGGGUUCUCGGAGGUCAUCUAUGGCCGCAAGCGUUGGUUCCUCUACCCACCUGAGAAGGCACCAGAGUUCCAUCCCAACAAAACUACACUGGCCUGGCUGCAGGACACAUACCCAGCCCUGACAUCAUCAGAGCGGCCCCUGGAGUGUACCAUCCGAGCUGGUGAGGUGCUGUACUUCCCUGACCGCUGGUGGCAUGCCACUCUCAACCUGGACACCAGUGUCUUCAUCUCAACCUUCCUUGGUUAGUCAGAGCAGGCAGCUGGUGAGCUUGUCAUACACCAGCACGUGCCCCUGUAGUGCUCACAGAUUUUAUUACAGAGACAGUGGCAGCAGCAGGGGCCUCAGCCCAGCCCACCCUCACCUGCUUUUCCUGCCCAGAAAGGGACAGGGGAGGCUCAUGGCCCAGCAAGGGCUAUGCUGAAAGAGGGAGCAGUCCAGAGCCCACCAGCAGAACUGAUGGGGAUGGGCCCAGAGACACAAACUAUGUACAGGUUCUGGGGCUUCUGCCUCAGGACCCUCUGGGGCGAGGUCCUCAGUAGUCCUCCACCCAGCCGUUCUCAGAGAUGAAUGCAUCGAUGACUUCCUUCAUGGCCAGGUUGGGGAUGAGCUGUUCCUGGGUCAGGGGGCUCCGAGUCACAGGGUCAAAAUGGCCCACACGCUGCAGUUACAACAGGGUCAGGGGGCUCAGUGUGCUGGAGCUGCGCCUCUAGCCCUGGUCCCCAGGCCCAUGGCCUUACCUGCAGAUGCUCCUCAAUGUCUUUGCGGUCAUAAGUGAUGCCACUUGGCGUGAUGCAGGGUUCCCGCAUCAGCUCAAAGCUGAUCUUUCCACACAGGUAGUCAGGGAUGUCUCGUUUCUGUAACAUAAGAGCAGUAUCAAAGAUAGGAAGAGACACUGUUCUAGUACCUUCGAUUCUCAGGCUUCAGGGAAUAGAUGCUCACCUUUCUCUUCUCGUCUACCUGAGAGAAGAGCUCAUCCAUGUCCGCCAUGUAUUUGUCCUGUGAAGAGUGGAGCAUGUGUGGGCCACGCGCAGGCACACAACCCAACAUCAGUCGGGGGUACCCUCUGUCUCACACACACACCCCAACACACACACAUGGGCCAGGGGCACCCUCACGUGCUUGGCCUCGAUGCAGGCUUGCUGGGCACGGACGUGGCCAUCAUCCUCAUCACCUUCGUGGUUCCGCUGACACUCCUCCAGCUCCCUAAGGGUUGACCAGGAGCUGGUCAAAACGGACCUGGGCAGAUGUCAGAGCCCACCCAGCCUUGGGCAUCUUCCCCCAGCUUCCUCUGUGCCACCUUAGCUUUCAAUAAACACCUGUGCUGGUGACUCAGUUUAA
Marmota flaviventris (yellow-bellied marmot) is the source of this 1896-nucleotide messenger RNA. RefSeq names its product jumonji domain containing 8 (gene Jmjd8). NCBI's taxonomy places the organism in Eukaryota, Metazoa, Chordata, Mammalia, Rodentia, Sciuridae. Gene Ontology annotation, cellular component: nucleus. The record is from RefSeq and is a predicted model, not a curated record. Gene Ontology annotation, molecular function: cis-regulatory region sequence-specific DNA binding.